UACUUUUUCUUGUGUUAGUUUUAACAGUUUUGGCAUGUUAUUCACAAUAAUUUUUCAUUAAAAUCGAUUUCAUUUAACACAAAAAUGCUCGAUUAACUAUUAUUCCAAUAGUGAAUAAUUAAUUAUAAGUAAAAAAAUAAAAAUUCAAAAUUCAAUUGCAGAGACUUAAAUAUGGUUAAUUAAAAAAAUCACAAACGCGCAAAGCUCAUAGAUUUUCAGAUGGCAGCACAAGUGUGAUUCACAAAUGGGUUGGGCGUUGGAAAAAAGUUUUUCAGCGCGUUGUAACACCAAUUACAAUUAACGUAAUUCCUUUUUAUUAUUAAAAUUAUUUUAUAUGACUAAAUGACAAGAUGACAAAAGAGUGGCACGUGUUUCUGUUUGCCGUUUAUUUUUUGUGGCAAGUUACAGAUUCUUUUCAGGAAUGUCAAAUUCCGUCUGUCAUAAGGGGAUCAUGGUUCUCAUGGGAAAACGGUAGAAAUACUUUAACAGAAAUAAACGCCGAGAAAAUGACCAACCGCGGAAACUGUGUAGCUAUGCUUGAAGAAUUUCAUGUUAAUUACACAUUUGUAUUUCAAAAUGAGGAGUGCUAUCACUGCGUUAAAUUGCUUGUUAGAACAGUAAAUGUGCUAGAAAAACUUGAAGCGAGUUGUGUAAAUUUGCCUAAUGAUGUUCAACCUACUGUAGAAAAUGUAUGUAAAAGUAUCAGACCUAAUCAACAGUUGAUAACAUUAUUUUCUGAAAAUUAUGUUCCCGUGAACUGUAGAUCAUCUCUUGAAGGUGUUUGGCAAUUUGCUUAUCAGAACCGAUACAGAUUUACAGGAGAAUGUGAUCACCCAGAUGCGCAAAUUCGUUCUUGUCAAACUGCAGGAACACAAUUUUUAAUAACUAAUCAAAAAUUCAAUAUAACAUAUAAACAAUGUUCUGGUAUGAAGGAUACUUUUGAUGGAGUUGUUGAAUACAGCUGCCUGGGAGAUUGGUUUGUGGAUAAAAAUCACUUUUUCGCAGUUGCAAAUACAAAAGAAUCUAGGAAAGAUGAAAAAUACAGAUGUUUCUUAAAGAAUCGUGAUGAUGACCUCUAUAUUGGAGUUUCUAUUACAGCAGAGUGUAAUAAAUUGAAAACAGUUGAAAAAAGUCCUGAACGUUUAAGAGUAACACCUGUUAAAGCUGAGGUGAUUGAGCCAGGAUGUAGAUUACCAGAAGAUAUGACUGGGAAAUGGAUAAAUACAGCCAAUAUUGAUGCAGAUAUAUUCAUCAAUGAAACACACAUAAUUGAAACUUGGUAUCCUGACGAGGGCCGUUAUAGACGUACAAUUUACGUGUGCCGAGAAUCAAGAGAUACCAGAGUGAUGAUGGCAAGAUUAACUGUUGAUGGAUGUCAAAAAGAUUAUGUUUGUUUCGACUUCGUACGACGACACCAUAACAUUAUUCGAUAUCGGCGAGGUCUCGCUGUUAUUAAAGACGAUUUCCACACUGUUUGUUCUUGGGUACAAUUCCCUAACAAGGAAGCUUGGAAAUAUGACUUAUUUCUGGCGAAAGAUCCUGUACCAGUACGUUGUCCCGUGGCUGGAAAAUACAUGUUCCAACAAAAAGGAGACGUCCUGUUUGAAACUAGAAUUUUAGGUGGCGUUACGUUGUCUCCACGUCCAAAUAUCUAUUGCAAACAAAAUAUUUCAGAUUUUUCUGUAUGCGACACCGAUCAAAAAGAAAUCGCCAUUGAUGAAACAUAUUGCUUGUCAGUUGAUCAUUUAGGAAGACCUGUAGAUAUUUACAGUUUGCCAGAUUAUAAAAUGAAAUGUAUUGGAUUUUGGAAAGAAAAUUUGAAAUCAUACUUGAUAACUUACGACGAGUUGGAUCCUUUCAGUAAAUACCGUUGUUGGGUAUAUCAAAGGGCUGAUUUAAAUAAAGUCCUUAUGUCUCAAGCUAUUGGUCCAUUCUGUGAUCUUAAGCAAGACGUCACUAGUAGUAAUUAUACUGAAGGUGCUGCAGUUGCAUUGGAGAUGCAGGAAUAUGAAAGAGAACGUGAUCAAUGCCCGAUGUAUUUUGACGAUGGCAGUAAUCCUUGGAAAGUAACAGAGAAUUAUAUAAAGAUAUUUCAUUAUGGCAACGGAGGUACAACAAUUUCGUAUUUUUAUCCGUCCAUUAUAACUAGUGUUGUAUUAUUACUUGGAUCACAAUUUUAGACAGUAACUUUUUUAAACUUUUAAUAUAUAAAUUCCGUCCAUUUUAUGUAUAUACACUGUUAGAUUUGUAUAUUGCAAUUUAUACAAUGCACAUGUGUCAUAUAUUACAUGUUAUGAACAAAUUUAUUGUAUAGCAUGAUGUUGUUACAAUGUAAAACAUUUUGAGAAGUCUGCCUUAUACAUAUGCCUACAUAUUUUACUAUUGACUAGUACGUUUGUUAAUGUAAAACAAACGUUGUAAUAAGAUUAUAAGAUUCAGUAGUCCAUCCAUUUUAGGAUUAGAGAUUUGAUAUUUAUAUUUUUUUAUAAAUACUUGCAAUAAAGUACAAUUUUACACAAAAGUAAAUGUUAACUUUAAUAUUAUUAUAAUUAUUUAUGUUUACAGUAUGUAUGUAUAAAUAAAAUGCUAAUAAACGAACACAUGCACC
Messenger RNA from Nomia melanderi (Alkali bee), 2608 nucleotides. RefSeq names its product protein undicht (gene udt). Gene Ontology annotation, biological process: wound healing. The record is from RefSeq and is a predicted model, not a curated record. NCBI's taxonomy places the organism in Eukaryota, Metazoa, Arthropoda, Insecta, Hymenoptera, Halictidae.